Molecule: messenger RNA, 4342 nt
Organism: Centruroides sculpturatus (bark scorpion)
Lineage: Eukaryota; Metazoa; Arthropoda; Arachnida; Scorpiones; Buthidae
Product: mitogen-activated protein kinase kinase kinase 11-like
Exons: 10
Coding region: 169-3354 (1061 amino acids)
Biological process (GO): protein phosphorylation
Molecular function (GO): ATP binding; JUN kinase kinase kinase activity; protein binding
Source: RefSeq, a predicted model, not a curated record
AAUAAAUAAUAUAAAUUAUUGAAUAUAUUAAUAAUUAUUAAUGAGUGAAUGAAAAUCCUCGUCACACCCUGAGUUCGCUGAGAAGGUCGUAGGACCUAAGAUGGCGGACCUCCGUUGUUUUGCCGUCAAUCGGAGAAGACUUACGAACUCAAAUGAAUCGAUUCCCUGAUGCCUAUCAUGUCCAAGGAAUCCCAGACUGUUAUGAACGAACAUGACAGGUUGUGGACGGCCGUCUAUGACUAUGAGGCUUCUGGUGAGGAUGAACUAUCGUUAAAAAGGGGUGUACAAGUAGAAGUUCUAUCGAAAGAUGCCAAGAUAUCCGGCGACGAAGGAUGGUGGACAGGUAAAAUCGGAGACAAAGUUGGGAUAUUUCCUAGUAACUUCGUCACACGAAAAGAUAAUGUGAAUGUACGACCAUUUGAAAUUAAAUUCUCGGAGUUUGAAUUAGAAGAGGUAAUAGGUGUCGGUGGAUUUGGUAAAGUCUAUCGAGGUUACUGGCGUGGUGAAGAAGUUGCAGUCAAAGCUGCGAGGCAAGAUCCCGAUGAAGAUAUUAGUGUAACCAUUGAGAAUGUUAGACAAGAAGCAAAGUUGUUUUGGCUGCUUAAACAUCCCAACAUAGUAACAUUAAAAGGUGUUUGUCUAGAAGAACCUAAUUUAUGCUUGAUUAUGGAAUACGCGAGAGGAGGUCCGCUCAAUAGGGUGCUCAGUGGUCGUAAUAUACCACCUAAUGUUUUAGUAAAUUGGGCUAUACAAAUUGCACGUGGCAUGAACUACUUACAUUCAGAAGCACCAGUUUCUUUAAUUCAUAGAGAUCUUAAGUCAAGUAAUGUAUUAUUAAGUGAAGCAAUUGAAAAUGGUGAUUUAAGUAACAAAACAUUAAAAAUUACUGAUUUUGGUUUGGCACGAGAAGUCUACAAAACAACCCGUAUGUCUGCAGCAGGUACUUAUGCAUGGAUGGCACCAGAAGUUAUUAAAACAUCAACAUUUUCAAAAGGAAGUGAUGUCUGGAGUUAUGGAGUGGUACUCUGGGAACUUCUUACUGGAGAAACACCCUACAAAGGAAUUGAUGCUCUUGCUGUAGCGUAUGGAGUAGCUGUAAAUAAAUUAACUCUUCCAAUUCCUUCUACAUGUCCAACUGCUUUCUCUAGAUUAAUGAAAGCUUGUUGGGAUCCAGAUCCACAUAAUCGUCCAACUUUUGUUGAUAUUUUACAUGAUCUAGAAGAAAUAGCUAGAUCACCAUUCAUGAGUACUCCACAAGAAUCUUUCCAUACUCUUCAAGAAGAUUGGAAGCAUGAAAUUGAAGAAAUGUUCCAUGAGCUUCGCUGUAAAGAAAAGGAACUGCGAUGCAGAGAAGAGGAACUUACUAAAGCAUUGCUUCAACAAAAAAUUCAUGAAGAGUUUUUACGGAAAAGAGAGAAAGAAUUAGCUGAACGAGAAAUUGAUCUUUUGCAACGAGAACUUAAUGUAAUAUUUCUCCAACAGCAAGAAGGAAAACCUACACCAAAAAAACGAAAAGGAAAAUUUAAAAAAAGUAGACUUAAAUUAAUAAAAGGUGCUCAAUUAAUCAGUAUGCCUUCAGAUUUUAGGCAUAAUAUAACUGUUCAAUCAUCACCUGCAAUAUGGCCAGAAGUAAAAGGAUUGCGAAUGGCUACUAGUCCAGAAAGUCCACCAGCCUCACCAAAUCUACCUCGUUUGCGAGCAUAUGCAUUCCCUGCUGAUGGUGUCAAAGGUAAAACAUGGGGUCCUAGUUCUGUUCAUCAGAAAGAAAGAGGUCAUUCAAGAAGAUUGCUUUCGGAUGGUAAUAAACGGUGGUCAAGGAGUGCUCCUAACUUAGAAAAACCUCAGAGUCCGUUCCAUACAGCAUCAAGUAUCGGAGCCUUGCAUGAAUAUGAUACAGAUAGCGAUGGCUCACCUCAUCAUCAUCAUCACCAUCAUAUAUAUAACGGUACAUGUUCUGCUGGAAAUAGCUUAAAACGAGCAUCAUUACCUAGAAGAUUAUUGGAUUCGGUGCUAUAUAAUAUUGGUGCAAUGUUGGCCUGUGUGGGAACUGGAAUUGAUAUUCGUAUAGGUAACCAGUCUCACACUCGAUCAAGGUUUGGUUCUCCAUGGGAAGAGGAAGAAGAAGAGCGUAAAUGGUGGGGAUAUUGUGAGCCAGGUUCCCCAUAUUUUUCAAGUGCAGAGUAUGAAUUCUCCUCUCUGUCAGGAUUUCCACACAACACAUACCAUGGACGUUCUCGACAUUACAGGCCAACAUUGAAUCUAGAGACCGGUUCGCCAUUAAGAUUUACAGAUUCUCCCCAGCAUGCUCCUAGUAUUAGUUCUGGAGGAUCUUUUACACCUCUUGCUCAAAGCCCCUGUCGCAAACUCUCUAAUACUAGUAGUGAAGGUGAACAAGGUUUUCAAAAUUCAGGAACACCUUCAGCACUUCCAGCUUGUGACAGGUCAUCAUAUUUGAGACAGGAAAGUUAUCCAGCUCCUCCUCCAAAAUCACGUUUCUCAGAUUAUGCACUGCCACCAGAGGUGCCUUACCGGUAUUAUCAAGGAAGUGGAAUUGAGGCACCAUACUGUAUUGAAAGAUUUUAUCCAGACCUCACUAGGCCUGAUGUAUUUCAUGUAGAAAGAAUCUAUCCUGAAUAUUCACCUCAUCCAAAUGGAUAUCUUGCUUACGAUAAUCCCAAUUCUGUAAUUUCAGUUUCUUCCUCAGCACAAAUUGUUCAACCUCGAACUCCUCAGAGGAUAGUAUACACACACAGGCGCACUCCUUCAAAUGUUUCUAAUGCAUCUAGUGCUUCUUCUAAUGUAAAUCCUUCAUUUCAUAUGGAUGACCAUGAUUCAGAAAAUCAACAAACAACUCUUCCUUCUCAUGCAAUAUCUUAUCAUCAUACUGUAGCAUCUCCAGUACCAUCUCCUUCAUCAUCACUUACAGGAACACCUCGAAGACAUAGUGUUCGUGAGCCAUCUCCUGAUCAACCUCAUGUAGUUGAUGCCACCAGUCGUUACCGUCCCCAAGCAUCUAAAUUGAAACAAACAAUAGGUAGGACAUCGCCAAAAGAGUGGGCAGCUUCAUCCACUUCAAGUAUAUCAGUAAAUUCAAAUAAUACAUAUACUUCUCCAACAACAACUAAUGAAACUUCAUCUGUAUCUCGGGUACGUUUCAGCAUUACAGAAGAUCAAGAAGAUAUCAAAAGUACUGCAAAUAAAGCAAUAGGGACUAAUGAACAUGAAAUUACACUUUUAGAUAUGCCAUUAGAUGGAGAAUUGAAAGAUGAAACUAUUCCACUAACUGCAGUGACACGGUCUUUAAAAUCUGACCAACCAUCCGUUAUUGAACUUGAAAAAGAAUUUCUAUCAUAGUGACCAUAAGACUAGGCUCUUCAACUUAAAUUUAUUAAAAUAAAUCCAAUUUGUUGGCAAAUCACUAUUAUUAUUUGACUAGUGCAAACGUACAGUCGGAUUAUGCUCAUCAGAAUUACAUUCCUUCACAGUUAAUUCAUAAAAGGGAACAAAAAUUACCUACAUUCCUUAUUUUAAGGAAUAAUGCAUUAUUUCUUCCCUUGUGGUAACUAAUACUUAAAAAUUUAUGAAGGCUGUAUUGUUUUUACUUUUGAGUGAUUUUGCUAGCAAAUAUUAAUUAUACAAUUUAACAUUCCAUAACAUUCCUGUUGGAAUGAUUACCAACUUUCUUUUUCUUCCCAAAGAGCUUUCCAAAAAGUUCAUGUGAUUUGAGUGAGAUAUUCAAUGGAAAAAAUUAACAUUUAAAAUAUUAAGAACAUGAAUAUCUGAAAAUUUCAAACUAGCAGCAUUGAGAUUGAUAAUGGCAGAGAAUGAAUUAGAUUCUGUGAUGGUCUCUCUAUACUUUUUAGCUUAUAGUAAAAAAAUCAAAAAUUGUAACUCAAAAUGAUAUAAAUCAUGAAUUGUAUAAAAUUUGAAAAUAAGAUUAGAUUGCAUGAUUGCUACUCUGAACCUAUUAUAUAUAUUCAGAGUAUCUUGAAAAUUUAGGACAAACUUACACUAUAGAUUUGAAGAUCAAAUAAAUAUAUUUUAUUAAAACAUUUCUCACCUCUCAUAUAAAUACGUAGGGCUGAAGCACAUUGAUUAAAGACUUAUGUACAGAUUUUAUGAUAUUAAUUUGAAAAAUAAUUUUAAAAUUUUAUUAAUUACUUUACAAAUUAGUUAUAUUUGUAAGGAUUCAUAUAUGCUUUUUGUCAGCAAAAAUCUUGUUUGAAUAUUUACUUAUUCACACAAUACAGUGGUACCUCAGGUUACGAACGCCCCAGCAUACGAAAUUUUCAGGAUACGACAUGAAAUUCGAACAUAUUUUUGCUCCACGAUACGAACAAAA